AUGCAAGAUUGGCCUUAAUGCACUUAUGCAAAUCAUAAAACACAAAGUAUUAUUGGAUUUUGUUUUUCUUCUAUGUGUAAAAACAAAAAUAGAUUAUUAUGUUUCGAUUGUUUUAAAGAAAAUUCUCAUGAUAACCAUAAAAAUGAAAUAAUACCAAUUUAAGAGUUAACAGAAUGGAUGAAACUGCAAGAAAAUGAUUCAUAAAAGGCACUAGAUUUGUUGGAUUAAUAUAUUGAAAUGAUUUCAAAACCAAUCUUAUAAAUAUAAAAAUAAGUUAAAAACUAAAUCGAUUAUUUUUCUGAAUAAGAUUUAGUAAACUCUAAUUAUACAGAACUUGAUGAUAAAAUUAAAAAUUUAGUGAGAUAGAAAUUAAUUAGAAAUUAAAUUUGCUCUGAUGAACUAAAAAAAUGGUUCAUAAAGUUUAGCUAAUUUUUAGAAAACUUGAAUAAACUAAUGACACAAUAAAACAUGACUAAUACUCUUUUUUUGAAAUAAUUUAAUUAACAAUUUGAGUAUAAAAGAUAAUUAUUUUAGGGAUAUCAUAAAUCCUAAAAAUUAAAAUAAUAAUAACAGAAAUCAAUAAAGAGAAGGCUUUCUGGUAGGAAAUUUCUUAUAAAAUGAAAAAAAUUUAUAAGGAUAGUAAAAUUUAAAUUAAAAUUAAGACGGUCUUUUGGAAUUUUAAAUUUAAAUAGAUUAUUUAUCUCAAAUUUAUAAUUAAAAAAAGAAUGAAAGGAUUGAUUUAUUAUCAGAUCCUACAAUUUAUGAUGGUAUUAUUAAUAAAUACAAUAAAAAGGGAUUGAUCAUCUAUUUUAUGGGUAACCAGAUAAAGCAAAAUAAAUAUUUGAAACUCUUUUAAAAAAGUAAUCAGAUCCUGAUGUUGUUUUAUGGUUAGGUAAAAUUGAUUUUGAUAUUAGCUUAUUCUCAAUAUUGUUUAAAAAAAUAUAAAGAGGUAAUUGCGACUUUAAAAGAACUUUUAAGAAAUUAAGAAAAUUAAUAAAUAUUACAGCAGGGCUGGUACUUGAUUUGUAAUUAUUAUUGUUAUAUGUAUAAAGUGAUGAGUACAAUUAGUUUAUAAUGUUAUGGAGAUGCCUUGAUUAGUACAUAUAAAUAUUUGAAAUUGAGACCUCAUAGUCAUAGAGGAUGGAUAAAAGCGGGUAUUUUUGUAGAUUUAUAAAGGUUUUGUAUUGAUAAAAAAUAAUCAAUUGUAAUUGGCAAUAUCAUAUUUAUUCUAAGUACUUAAAUAUGAUGUGUAUAAUUUAGAAGCCAAAAGUUACUUAUGUAUUAGUUUUAAAUAUUACAAAUAGGUUUGGCAUACUAUUUAACAAAGUAAACUUAGUUAGCACAGUAGUUAUAUGCAGAAAUACUAAAUUUGGACUCAAAAAGCACUUUUUUAAACUUUAUAAACCCUUAUAUAAGAAGAUGA
Paramecium sonneborni is the source of this 1423-nucleotide messenger RNA. The record is from the annotation of a GenBank genome assembly. Lineage: Eukaryota; Ciliophora; Oligohymenophorea; Peniculida; Parameciidae.